Acanthoscelides obtectus is the source of this 709-nucleotide messenger RNA. Lineage: Eukaryota; Metazoa; Arthropoda; Insecta; Coleoptera; Chrysomelidae. The record is from the annotation of a GenBank genome assembly.
UUUGACUUAGGUCACUUUUGUUGUAAUAUGUUUUGAUUUAUGUCACUUUUGUUGUAACAAAUUUAACGAAACACUAACGAAUGAACUACGUAAGCCUUCCAACAUUUUGAAAAUUAUAAAUCUGUGUGAAGUAGUUUGAUAUGUAUUUCACAGAAAAUGUGUAACUUCUUAUCCUUACAUUAAACUUAGAUAUUGGGUGAGAACUUCAAGGCUUAUUAAAUGAGGAAAUCUAGAAUUAACUCACAGACAGUAAUUGGAAUAUUGAAGUUCCUUUUCUCGCUCUUCUUCAUAAUAUCUAUAGAGGCAACGGUAUGGAUAUCUCAAGUUGAACAGCUUUUAUUGUUAAGCAGGGUAUCGCUGCAAAUCAAGCAAAAUAUCCACCAGAAACAACGAAAUGUACUCUUAAAAUACCAGCACCUAGUGAAGAUCUUAAUGCUGAACUUGGUUCUCAACUGAAUGACUUGCUUUUGAGUUCGAUGAUUGAAGCCGAAAUAUCUACAACUGAGAAGAUUCAAACUGAUUCUAGCAAUCUCAGUGAUCAUAGAGGAUACGACUUGGUUUUAUAUGAUAAACAUUGUAAUACUACCAAUCACCAGCCUCAAGAUGCAGUAAUGCCUUUACCUCAAGAAAACUUCACGAUGGAGACCGUAACUCAAGAAUCUCUACGCCAAUUAUGUGAUGUUUAAUCGUAUUCAAUGGCGAAUAUAAC